GAGAAUUGCGCGCGACAGGGCGAUUCGAAGUAAACAUCGUCGAGGGCAGUGGUUAGAGCUGGCGGCGUAGCUUUGGAAACAAGCUGUAGAUCGCAUGUUAGAUGUUUUGCUUAUUUAAAUGCCUGUUGAUGAGAAAAAUGACUUUUGCAUUAGCAGUGGCGUUUCGCCAGAUGGAACCGGAAGGAGUCAAAAUAUAAAUUCCUCAUUAUAUUUAUGUGUAGGCAUGUAAGCUAGAGUUAGUUAGCUAUAUUUUAGGUUACACCAUUAAGAAUCCCUUGGAGUUAAUCCAGUAUUUUUAGAAUGGACUGCGUCUCGACCGGAGGCAAUGUAAAAGUGCUGGCAAAAGCAAUACACUCCCUUUCAAGGAUUGGAGAAGAACUUUACUUGGAACCCAUGGAGGAUGGGCUAACUCUUCGUGCUGUGAACUCAUCCCGAUCAGCCUUCGCCUGCUUCAUGCUGUCUCCACUGUUUUUCCAGAGGUACCAGGCUCCUCCAGACCAAGCCUUCCACUGCAAAAUGCCCAUUAAGAGUGUACAGGCAGUGUUCAGGUCUCUGUCCUCCCUUGAACGCUCAGUGGAGAAGUGCCGUAUUCAGAUGAACAGUGAGAAGAGUCGUCUGACCAUCACACUACACUGCAAACAUGGGCUUUUAAAAACACACAACCUGUCCUUUCAAGAUUGUGAGAGCUUGCAGGCAGUGUUUGACAAAGAGAGUCGUGGCAAUGUGCUACAAGCCCAACCCAGGUUGUGGGUGGAUACAGUUCUGCACUUUCCACCUUCUCUGGAAGAAGUGUGUGUGUCAGUAAGUGGUGAGCGGGUGUGGCUCAAGAACCAUGUGGAGGAUGAUGCAGACCCAUCACGAGCAAUGAUGACUGAGUUGUGUUUGAGUUCAGAGGAGUUUGAUCAUUUUGCUAUCAGCUCUCAGAACAGCAUUACUUUCUGCCUCAAAGAGCUCAGGGGUUUGCUGACAUUUGCGGAGUCAUCUGGUCUCCCAGUCUCUAUGUACUUUGAUGACCCUGGCAGCCCAGUGGUCCUGAGUGUGUCAGACAGUGUUCUGGAGGCUAACUUUGUACUCGCCACUUUGUCUGAAGACUCACACCAACACAGCCAUAGCAACAGCAAAGCAGAGAGGUGCAAGGCCCAGCCCCCACCUGAUGACUUCAUGAGUGAUGACAUGGACUCAUACCUCAUUGCUAUGGAGACAAGUGAACUUGCUGUACCAUCCUAUGAGCCUGCCCCCCAUCCCUGUUCCACCAAUCACAGAGCUCGACUGUCCAGCACGAGGCAAGAAGAAGAGGAGGAGGAGGAGGAGGAACUGCUAGACAGACCGCCAAGUAAAAAGUUCUGUUCGCUUUUCUUUGGCUCUGUACUACCUGCUUCCACUCAACUGACCAGUCAGACAACACGGAGCCAGGAAGUGCUUGCCAGUGACAGCGAGGAUGAGGGAGAAAAGGAAUAACCACAACAGUCAUCAGUCAUGUACGUGGAAAAGACAUAAUGGACAAAGAAAAUCUGUAAAAUGAAGAAACUUCACUAGACCCUAUAGAAAUAAAGACUGAGGUGGAAGAACCAUAUCAAACUGGAAAUACAAUCCUUCUAUUUUAUUGUUCUUCGAAGCUGUCUUUUAAAGGCUGAAUCAGUGAUGGAGCAGUGAAAAUAAUACACAUCAUAUAUAAAUCAUUGUUCUGGACAUUAAAAUAUAGCCCCUGCUGCCUUA
Messenger RNA from Electrophorus electricus (electric eel), 1716 nucleotides. RefSeq names its product RAD9 checkpoint clamp component A (gene rad9a). The record is from RefSeq and is a predicted model, not a curated record. Gene Ontology annotation, cellular component: checkpoint clamp complex. NCBI's taxonomy places the organism in Eukaryota, Metazoa, Chordata, Actinopteri, Gymnotiformes, Gymnotidae. Gene Ontology annotation, biological process: cellular response to ionizing radiation; mitotic intra-S DNA damage checkpoint signaling; DNA replication checkpoint signaling.